AUGUUUGUUUCUGCUUUUAUUAAAGGGGGACAGUAUUCUUUUGGCAGGUGGUUACCUAAGGCUAUGGCUGCUCCAACUCCUGUUAGUUGUUUGGUUCAUAGUAGAACAUUGGUAACGGCCGAAGUUAUAUUG
This is a messenger RNA of Gongylonema pulchrum, 132 nucleotides long. The record is from the annotation of a GenBank genome assembly. NCBI's taxonomy places the organism in Eukaryota, Metazoa, Nematoda, Chromadorea, Rhabditida, Gongylonematidae.